Messenger RNA from Phytophthora infestans T30-4, 1083 nucleotides. RefSeq lists its product as uncharacterized. The record is from RefSeq and is a predicted model, not a curated record. Lineage: Eukaryota; Oomycota; Peronosporomycetes; Peronosporales; Peronosporaceae. Bases 1 to 1083 code for a protein of 360 amino acids. Gene Ontology annotation, molecular function: protein binding. The transcript has 2 exons.
AUGCAUACGGCCGACUACGUAGCCCGCUUGCGCAGUAUCCUAGUUUUCCGAGGCGGCAAUGGACGCGAGUACCUCAACGACCUACACGCGCUGCAGCUCGACUCGAUGGCGUGGACCACCGUACACACUCGCGGUCGAGCGCCAGCCCCACGGGCCAACCACAGCUCUGCGCUGGUGGGUGAUGACCUGCUCGUUUUCGGAGGUUGGGACGGUCGGCAAAGACUCAAUGAUGUCCACGUGCUGGACACGCGAAGCAUGACGUGGUCAGGCGUGGCGAGCGAGUUUAGAGUAGAUACAAGACACUACGUGGCCCCACCGCUGCCUCGAGCAGGUAUGACGAUGGCCCGCCAUCGAGAUCGAUUGUUCAUCUUUGGAGGCUCCGGCCCGUCGGCCAAAUGCUAUGACGAUCUCCAUGUGUACGACCCGAGUAGACAUCAGUGGGUGGAGACAGUUGCCGUGAUCACGGCCGAGAACCCAGACGAGCACACGCGGAGGCUGAGCUGUCGAUCUGGUCGCGGUCGCACGCGGUCCCAACCACGGUGGGAUAUAUACGAGGACGAGGAUCAGCAAGAUGGAAGUUGGUCUGGAAACGACGCAGAAGAGUUCGAUGACGAUCUGGAUAGUGACGAGGAGUUUGAAGACGCACACAGCGACAGAGAGGCCAUGAUGGUGGCACAAGGGCUGGCCACUGGCUCCUGUGACUUGGCCAAUCCAAAUGAAAUGUGUGAAUUCUCAGCUGUGGAGACACGAAAGCGGGAAGAGCCCCUGUUAGUAGUAGGGAGGGGCCCUGGAAGACGAGCUGGCCACACGUGCACAGUAGUGGACCGCAUGCUUGUGAUUUUUGGAGGCUCCUGUGGUGCUGAUUACCUAAAUGACUGCUUCACAUUAGACACCGACCCUCCUCCACGGGCUUCUGUAUCGCUGCCAUCGCCAGCAAAACUGCUGCGUCAUGCGCUCGCGCAAUAUGUUGCCUGUGAGGAAUUUGCUGAUAUUUCCUUCCCUGUCCACAGUCUGCAGACGGACUCAACGAGAUCGAAGAAGCUCGUCGCAGACAAUCCGAGCAAGCUCAGGUUUUGGAUCUGA